This is a messenger RNA of Aedes aegypti (yellow fever mosquito), 1055 nucleotides long. RefSeq lists its product as uncharacterized. The transcript is spliced from 3 exons. NCBI's taxonomy places the organism in Eukaryota, Metazoa, Arthropoda, Insecta, Diptera, Culicidae. Bases 81 to 695 code for a protein of 204 amino acids. The record is from RefSeq and is a predicted model, not a curated record.
UUUCGAUCAUCGGAGUGCCAUCUCGUUCUCAGCUGGAAUCACCACUUCCCAGUCGCUUUCUGCAGCUCACCGAUACUGCAAUGUUGGUUCUAGCUACGAUUAUUACCGUCUUUCUCAAGUGUUUCGCGUACAGCGCACCAUCCAAUAAUUUUGAAGUAACACGGGGCUGCUUGCAGUAUAAUACCGACCAUGGUUACAAGCACGCACAUCCAUAUUAUCCCAUCAGCCGAUUUCAACACUUGAACGUAACCAAUGAUGACGUCAAAAUAUUCCGAAUGGGCGUCCUGGGUCCCAACGAUGGCCAUUUGCGGUUGGCCCCAACCAUGUACCCUUACGACAAAACCGAAAUGAAUGAAAUCGUUCUAUCCGGAUGGGCAAACACAAAAACCGUAGUUCGUCAUUACACUCGGAACUCUCCCCAGGAACAAGUUUCUGAAAUAGUGCUACGGGAACAAUCGAGCAUUGGUAUGCUGUCAUACUUCAAGCCGUUUAUGUUUACCGUGGCGAUUCACCCGGGCGGUCAGGUGGAGCUCACGAGGGACGAAGAUUCCAAACCAUUUCUGCAGUACCGAGAUCCGAAGGUGUCUGCAGACUACCUAGGAUUCUGUAAUUGGGAUCGUCCGUUGGUGUUCUUUUACGAUUGCCCCCUGGAGGUGGAUCAAAGGGCUUGCGAUGGGAUUGUAUUUAGCAAAUAGUUAGUAAGUCAAUGAGAUUAGUAAUUCAUCAUUUUUAUCUACGUGAUCGGGCCAGAAACAAAUAUUUAUUGUUUCCCAUUAUUUUUUUAAGGCAGUUAUGUUUAACAAGCAUAUUGUUUCAUGUAUUAAUGAUCUUUAAUUUGAAACACAACGGUACAAUGUACCGGGUACAUACGUACUCAAUAUUGCAUCAGCUAAAUGGCUUUUUAUAACAAAAUGUAUGAUGUAGCAGAUCACUAUUUUGACAAAGUUUUAAAGUUAUUUCUAUUGGAAUUAUUUAUAACAAUUUGGAAAUAAAAAUAAAUUUACAAAUUUGGUGUAGAAAAAUAAGAUAAAAUAUAAUGGUAUUCAUCAUUAUGA